CGCCCCGCGACCCGGAAGCGGUGUCUCACUGCCCCGGAAGUGAAAGUCGCACUGCAGCUGGGUGAGCGACAAUGCCGCUCCCGGUUCAGGUGUUUAAUUUGCAGGGGGCGGUGGAGCCCAUGCAGAUUGACGUGGACCCUCAGGAGGAUCCCCAGAACGCACCUGAUGUCAACUAUGUGGUGGAGAACCCCACCCUGGACCUGGAACAGUACGCAGCCAGUUACAGUGGCCUGAUGCGUAUCGAGAGGCUGCAGUUCAUCGCUGACCACUGCCCCCCUCUGCGAGUGGAGGCCCUGAAGAUGGCGCUGUCCUUUGUGCAGAGGACCUUCAAUGUGGACAUGUACGAGGAGAUCCACCGCAAGCUCUCGGAAGCCACCAGGGAGCUGCAGAACGCGCCUGAUGCCAUCCCUGAGAGUGGCGUGGAGCCCCCAUCCCUGGACACAGCCUGGGUGGAGGCCACACGGAAGAAAGCCCUGCUGAAGCUGGAGAAGCUUGACACAGACCUGAAGAACUACAAGGGCAACUCCAUCAAGGAGAGCAUCAGACGUGGCCACGAUGAUCUGGGUGACCACUAUCUUGACUGUGGGGACCUCAGCAAUGCCCUCAAGUGUUACUCCCGGGCCCGAGACUACUGCACGAGUGCCAAGCACGUCAUCAACAUGUGCCUCAAUGUCAUCAAGGUCAGUGUCUACUUGCAGAACUGGUCUCAUGUCUUGAGCUACGUCAGCAAGGCCGAGUCUACCCCAGAGAUUGCUGAGCAGCGUGGGGAGCGGGACAGCCAGACCCAGGCCAUCCUUACCAAGCUCAAGUGUGCUGCAGGCCUGGCUGAGCUGGCUGCACGCAAGUAUAAGCAGGCAGCUAAGUGCUUCCUGCUGGCUUCCUUCGACCACUGUGACUUUCCUGAGGUGAGGGGCUUCCCCGAGCUGCUCUCACCCAGCAACGUGGCCAUCUACGGUGGCCUGUGUGCCCUGGCCACUUUUGACCGACAGGAGCUGCAGCGGAAUGUCAUCUCCAGCAGCUCCUUCAAAUUGUUUUUGGAGCUGGAGCCACAGGUUCGAGAUAUCAUCUUCAAGUUCUAUGAGUCCAAGUAUGCCUCGUGCCUGAAGAUGCUGGAUGAAAUGAAGGACAACCUGCUCUUGGACAUGUACCUGGCUCCCCACGUCAGGACCCUGUACACCCAGAUCCGCAACCGUGCCCUCAUCCAGUAUUUCAGUCCUUAUGUGUCAGCUGAUAUGCGCAAGAUGGCCAUAGCCUUCAACACCACGGUGGCAGCACUGGAAGAUGAGCUGACCCAGCUCAUCCUGGAGGGGCUCAUCAAUGCCCGCAUUGACUCCCACAGCAAGAUCCUGUAUGCCCGGGAUGUGGACCAGCGCAGCACAACCUUUGAGAAGUCCCUGCUGAUGGGCAAGGAGUUUCAGCGACGUGCCAAAGCCAUGAUCCUACGGGCAGCUGUGCUGCGCAACCAGAUUCAUGUCAAGUCACCACCCCGAGAAGGCAGCCAGGGUGAGCUGACCCCGGCCAACAGCCAGUCCCGAAUGAGCACCAACAUGUGAGGGCCAAGGGCCGGGCCUCACCUGAAGACUUGACACCUGCCUUCCCUGUGCUUCUGGAGGUGCCGCCUCCUGUGGUCCAGCUGCUGGAGGCCACCCUGUGCUGAGAGGUCCAAGAAGUGGGUGGCAGCUCUCAGCCCUUCCUGGAGAAGCCUGAAGGGCUACUGCACACUGCCUGGUCCUCUCCUGCCUCCCAGCCGCCAUUUGUGUGGUUUGGAUUAAAGGGCAGCCUGAGAACA
Molecule: messenger RNA, 1789 nt
Organism: Erinaceus europaeus (western European hedgehog)
Lineage: Eukaryota; Metazoa; Chordata; Mammalia; Eulipotyphla; Erinaceidae
Gene: GPS1
Product: G protein pathway suppressor 1
Exons: 14
Coding region: 72-1553 (493 amino acids)
Cellular component (GO): COP9 signalosome
Source: RefSeq, a predicted model, not a curated record